AUGGCCGAAGACACCAACGCCGCCUGGCCCAUCGCCGAUGAGUCCCUGACUCAGUCUCUUCUGGACCUCGUUCAGCAAGCCGGCCACUACCGCCAGCUGAAGCGUGGAGCUAACGAAGCCACCAAGACUCUUAACCGCGGUACCUCCGAGCUGAUUGUCCUUGCUGCUGACACCAACCCCCUCGCUAUCGUCCUCCACCUUCCCCUUCUCGCUGAGGACAAGAACGUUCCUUACGUCUACGUUCCCAGCAAGAUGGCCCUUGGACGUGCUACCGGUGUCUCUCGCCCCGUCAUUGCCUGCUCCAUCACCACCAACGAGGCCUCUGAGUUGACCAACCAGAUCCGCACCAUCAAGACCGCCGUUGAGCGUCUGAUGCUGUAA
Molecule: messenger RNA, 381 nt
Organism: Penicillium malachiteum
Lineage: Eukaryota; Fungi; Ascomycota; Eurotiomycetes; Eurotiales; Aspergillaceae
Product: SNU13 family protein
Exons: 3
Coding region: 1-381 (126 amino acids)
Biological process (GO): maturation of SSU-rRNA; mRNA splicing, via spliceosome; ribosome biogenesis
Cellular component (GO): small-subunit processome; box C/D methylation guide snoRNP complex; nucleolus
Molecular function (GO): RNA binding
Source: RefSeq, a predicted model, not a curated record